This is a messenger RNA of Blumeria graminis f. sp. triticale, 168 nucleotides long. NCBI's taxonomy places the organism in Eukaryota, Fungi, Ascomycota, Leotiomycetes, Helotiales, Erysiphaceae. The record is from the annotation of a GenBank genome assembly.
AUGAUUAAUCAAGCACUAAAUGGCCUCAAGCGCCUACUCAGCUUCAAGGAGCAUGAGCCAGAUGCUAACUCCAUGGGGCUCACGAUAAUCAUGCGCAUGGAAAGAAGCCUCCAGCAGCAGGCAGGACUUAAUAGAAGUCAAGAGACAUUAAAUAGUUGGUUUAAAUAA